GUUGUUGUUGUUGUUAUCUUCCAUCGUUUUUUAUCAUAUGUAGUUUCUGUGUAGCACAUCUCACUUUUCUUUAUUAAAAACAAACCACAAAGAUUACAGAAAAAGUACACGCCUCUUCACUUAUUUCUUGAUACAAAAGAAAAGAUAACAAUUUAAUUUUCAGUUUGCUGCAAAAUGUCUGCAUCCCAGGAAAAUCGCCCAGAGCUUUAUGAAGAAGUCAAACUUUAUCACAAUGCUAGGGAACGAGAAAAAUUUGAUAGCCUGGCUGAUCUCUAUGCCGUGAUAAACACCCUUCAACAUUUAGAAAAAGCUUACAUUAGGGAUUGUGUUACUCCUAAAGAAUAUACAGGAGCAUGUAGCAAGCUGUUGGUGCAGUACAAAGCAGCCUUUCGACAAGUUAAGGGAGAAGACUUUCCAACAGUUGAUACUUUUGUAAAGAAAUAUCGACUUGAUUGUCCAGCUGCUUUAGAACGUAUCAAGGAAGAUCGUCCAAUAACAAUAAAGGAUGACAAAGGCAACACAAGCAGAUGUAUAGCAGAUAUUGUAUCACUAUUCAUAACAAUUAUGGACAAAUUGAGGUUGGAGAUUCGAGCUAUGGAUGACUUGCAUCCGGAGUUGAGGGAUUUGGUGGAUACAAUGAACAGACUUAGUAUUCUGCCCUCAAAUUUUGAGGGAAAAGAGAAAGUUUCGGAAUGGCUAGCUACGCUUAAUUCUAUGCAGGCUUCUGAUGAAUUAUCAGAAUCUCAAGUUAGGCAGUUGCUUUUUGAUCUGGAGAGUUCGUAUGCCUCCUUCAAUAAAGUACUACAUGAGAGUAAUUGAGAAAUGCAAUUUUAUUUUUUAGAGGAUAUUAUAUGUGGAUUGUGAAUCCAGAAUUGGAUUUUAUUGGUGUAUGAAUCAAAAAAAUACAAACUAGCUUAAAAUAA
This is a messenger RNA of Leptinotarsa decemlineata (Colorado potato beetle), 923 nucleotides long. It is a transcript of the gene Vps28, whose product is annotated as Vacuolar protein sorting 28. The record is from RefSeq and is a predicted model, not a curated record. Gene Ontology annotation, biological process: protein transport to vacuole involved in ubiquitin-dependent protein catabolic process via the multivesicular body sorting pathway. Gene Ontology annotation, cellular component: ESCRT I complex. NCBI's taxonomy places the organism in Eukaryota, Metazoa, Arthropoda, Insecta, Coleoptera, Chrysomelidae. Gene Ontology annotation, molecular function: protein-containing complex binding.